Messenger RNA from Bubalus bubalis (water buffalo), 823 nucleotides. RefSeq names its product heat shock protein nuclear import factor hikeshi (gene HIKESHI). The transcript has 5 exons. Bases 205 to 798 code for a protein of 197 amino acids. Lineage: Eukaryota; Metazoa; Chordata; Mammalia; Artiodactyla; Bovidae. Gene Ontology annotation, cellular component: cytosol; nucleus. Gene Ontology annotation, biological process: protein import into nucleus. The record is from RefSeq and is a predicted model, not a curated record. Gene Ontology annotation, molecular function: Hsp70 protein binding; nuclear import signal receptor activity.
GAGAGGCGCGCUGGUUAGGAAGCUGGGGGUCAGAGGUCGCGGAGGCAGAAGGCGUUCCUGCCGCUGUCCUCGUCACUAUGUAGCUGAGGGGCAGGAGCCCUACUCCACGUUCUGGAAGGUUCUUGGGCUCGACCACGGCGGUAGCCCCAGGACUUCUAGUCCUUGGCCUCGGGUCCUUGCCGGCCGAGGGGAGUCGCCGCCGCCAUGUUCGGCUGCUUGGUGGCAGGGAGGCUGGUGCAAACAGCUGCACAGCAAGUGGCAGAGGAUAAAUUUGUUUUUGACUUGCCUGAUUAUGAAAAUAUCAACCAUGUGGUGGUUUUUAUGCUGGGAACAGUCCCAUUUCCUGAAGGAAUGGGAGGCUCUGUCUACUUUUCCUAUCCAGAUUCAAAUGGAAUGCCAGUAUGGCAACUCCUAGGAUUUGUCACGAAUGGGAAACCAAGUGCCAUCUUCAAAAUUUCAGGUCUUAAAUCUGGAGAAGGAAGCCAACACCCGUUUGGAACCAUGAAUAUUGUCCGAACUCCGUCUGUUGCUCAGAUUGGGAUUUCAGUGGAGUUGUUGGACAGUCUGGCUCAGCAGACUCCUGUGGGUAAUGCUGCUGUGUCCUCAGUUGACUCAUUCACUCAGUUCACACAAAAGAUGCUGGACAACUUCUACAAUUUUGCUUCAUCAUUUGCUGUCUCUCAGGCCCAGAUGACACCAAGUCCAUCUGAAAUGUUCAUUCCAGCAAAUGUGGUUCUGAAAUGGUAUGAAAACUUUCAAAGACGACUAGCACAGAACCCUCUCUUUUGGAAAACAUAAUUUGAAUAAAAUAAUUUUUAAUGGA